Messenger RNA from Neltuma alba, 2430 nucleotides. Its product is annotated as phenylalanine ammonia-lyase 1. Gene Ontology annotation, biological process: L-phenylalanine catabolic process. The record is from RefSeq and is a predicted model, not a curated record. Gene Ontology annotation, molecular function: ammonia-lyase activity. Gene Ontology annotation, cellular component: cytoplasm. Bases 80 to 1843 code for a protein of 587 amino acids. The transcript has 2 exons. NCBI's taxonomy places the organism in Eukaryota, Viridiplantae, Streptophyta, Magnoliopsida, Fabales, Fabaceae.
UUUCCUCUCGUCUGCUUAGCAGAAGGCCCUCAUAUAUUCUCUCAACCCCAGGCAUUCCCUGAAUCUGUAAUUCAUCGACAUGGAAGCCGUUGCUAACGUUAACGCCACAGCCGAGAGCUUCUGCCUGAGCGGCGGACGAGCUGCUUCUGACCCACUCAACUGGGGUGUAGCCGCCGAAUCACUAAAGGGCAGCCACUUGGACGAGGUGAAGCGCAUGGUGGAGGAGUUCCGGAAGCCGGUGGUCCGCCUCGGUGGCGAGACCCUCACCAUCUCGCAGGUGGCCGCCAUCGCCGCCCACGACCAAGGUGUGAAGGUGGAGCUGUCGGAGUCGGCCAGGGCCGGCGUUAAGGCCAGCAGUGACUGGGUCAUGGAUAGCAUGAACAAAGGCACCGAUAGCUACGGCGUCACCACCGGCUUCGGCGCCACUUCUCACAGACGAACCAAGCAAGGCGCUGCUCUGCAGAAAGAGCUUAUCAGAUUCUUGAACGCUGGAAUAUUUGGCAACGGCACAGAGUCAUGCCACACUCUGCCACACUCAGCAACCAGAGCGGCCAUGCUGGUCAGAAUCAACACUCUCCUCCAAGGAUACUCCGGCAUCAGAUUCGAGAUCCUGGAAGCCAUCACCAAAUUCCUCAACCACAAUACCACCCCAUGCCUGCCUCUUCGCGGUACAAUCACCGCCUCUGGUGAUCUUGUUCCUCUUUCCUACAUCGCCGGUUUGCUCACCGGCCGACCCAACUCCAAAGCCGUCGGACCCUCAGGUCAACUCCUUACUCCCAAGGAAGCUUUCCAUUUGGCCGGCGUCGAUUCUGACUUCUUCGAAUUACAGCCCAAGGAAGGCCUUGCUCUGGUCAAUGGCACCGCAGUUGGUUCUGGCUUAGCCUCCAUGGUUCUCUUUGAGGCCAACAUUUUGGCCGUCUUGUCUGAAGUUCUAUCGGCAAUUUUUGCUGAAGUUAUGCAAGGGAAGCCCGAAUUUACAGACCAUUUGACACAUAAAUUGAAGCACCAUCCUGGUCAAAUUGAGGCUGCCGCUAUAAUGGAACACAUUCUUGAUGGAAGCUCCUACAUUAAAGCAGCUCAGAAAUUGCAUGAGAUUGAUCCCUUGCAGAAGCCCAAACAAGAUCGCUAUGCGCUUCGAACUUCACCCCAAUGGCUUGGUCCUCUCGUUGAGGUCAUCAGGUUCUCCACCAAAUCCAUCGAGAGGGAGAUCAACUCAGUGAACGACAACCCUUUGAUUGACGUUUCAAGGAACAAGGCCCUGCACGGUGGUAACUUCCAAGGAACCCCGAUCGGAGUGUCCAUGGACAACACUCGUUUGGCUCUCGCAUCUAUAGGGAAGCUCAUGUUCGCUCAGUUUUCUGAGCUGGUCAACGAUUUUUACAACAAUGGGUUGCCUUCAAAUCUCUCUGCGGGUAGAAACCCCAGCUUGGACUAUGGUUUCAAGGGUGCUGAAAUCGCCAUGGCAUCUUACUGCUCUGAGCUUCAAUAUCUUGCGAACCCUGUGACAAGCCACGUCCAAAGUGCCGAGCAACACAAUCAGGACGUGAACUCAUUGGGUCUGAUUUCGUCUCGAAAAACCAAUGAAGCUAUUGAAAUCCUGAAGCUCAUGUCUUCGACAUACCUCAUCGCACUCUGCCAAGCAAUUGACUUGAGGCAUUUGGAGGAGAAUUUGAAGAGCACGGUGAAGAGCACCGUGAGUCAGGUGGCAAAGAGAACUCUCACCACAGGGGUAAACGGAGAACUCCAUCCUUCUAGAUUCUGUGAGAAAGAUCUGCUGAAAGUGGUUGACAGAGAGCACGUAUUUGCCUACAUCGAUGAUCCCACCAGUGCUACACCACAGUGAUGCAGAUGAAAACUGAGGCAAGUUUUGGUGGAUCACGCACUAGAGAACGGCGAUAACGAGAAGGACCUGAGCUCGUCGAUCUUCCAGAAGAUUGCAACUUUCGAGGAGGAAUUGAAGGCUGUGUUGCCAAAGGAGGUAGAGGGUGCAAGACUUGCGUACGAGAACGGCAAUUCACCGGUCCCAGACAAGAUCGAGGAGUGCAGGUCGUACCCACUGUACAAGUUCGUGAGGGAGGAUUUGGGAACUGGGUUACUUACUGGAGAAGACGAGGUCACCAGGUGAAGAGUGUGACAAAGUGUUCACGGCUUUGUGUCAGGGAAAGAUUAUCGAUCCUCUUCUGGAAUGCCUCGGGGACUGGAAUGGAGCUCCUCUUCCAAUCUGUUAGUUUGAAUAUCGUCAGGAUUUACUCUUUGGAAUGUUUUUCCUUGUCACAUAUAUAUAGUCUUUGGUUGUGAAGCAGUCGUAGAAACUAACGGUUUGCCUAGUAAAGGAUAAAGCCUCCGGCAAAUCAAUUUAAAAGACUGCUCGUCUCGCAGAUCCAGGCUUUUGCUGUCAAAAAUAUUGUUAAUGAAAUAUAUUACUAUCUC